Molecule: messenger RNA, 1513 nt
Organism: Durusdinium trenchii
Lineage: Eukaryota; Dinophyceae; Suessiales; Symbiodiniaceae
Source: the annotation of a GenBank genome assembly
CAGGCCCAAGAAGGAAGGCUUGCAGAAGCGGCGCCCGGUCUUCCGCAGCAACAUUGAUGCUUUGUGCUUGCAUUGUGAGGAGGCACAUUUGACAGAAGGGACCUUUGUGAAUUUGUUCGAGCUGCCAGACCCGGAUCCCGACAGCCUACGCCAUAUGCUCGAGCGACAUGGGCGACAUUGCGAGAGGGCGCGGUUGUGGCCCUGGGCUUUUGGCAUGUGGAUCUUAGAUUAGUAGGCCGUUCUGUUCGAGUGCGCCUGUUCGUUCUUGGCCCAAACGCUCCUGUUCUUUCUUACCGACUGGGUCCCUCCGGAAGAUUCAGGGCCAAACGCUCGGGUCGCGUUUGAGGUUCCAUGGAUCCACGAAGGACCGGACCAGGGGUCGAGAAGUCAGCCCUUCCCGUCAGCUCCGUCCCUACCUCUGGAGGUUGGUGGACCAGGGGUUGAGAAGUGGGUCGGUCUUUCUCUACCUUCGGAUGUGGUCUCCUGGAGCCCUGGGGGGGUAUCAUGGGGAUGGUGACAUUGGAUGAAGCAGCUACAUUUCACCAUGGUCCACUGUAAAAGUAGACUGGAGACGGCAAGAAGGCAGCUAACUAGCUAUAGAUAGUCAGCUACGAUAGAUACGGUAGAUAUGGAUAGAUGAUGAUAGAUGAUGAUAGAUGAUGAUAGAUGAUAGAAUUCAAUAGGAUGGUAGAUGGAUAGGAUAGUGGAUAGGAUAGGGUAGGAUAGAUAUUGUUUAAAAAUUGUUUAUAUAUGUUUUUUUGAGUAGACUAUAAAUAGAAUGGAUCGUCGAUGACAUAUCAAUAAAUUGUUUGAACCUGUAUUGGAAACCAUGGCAUGGUCUUCAUUUCAGUCCCAUGGCAAAUCAGUGGACGUCCUAUUGAAAAUUAUGUUGACUUUCUCAAGUGUGCUGAUCAAACACUGCCUGCACGCGACGUGUGACCAGAAUAGUGUGACUCUGACCCGUUCAUCGAGAAAAUGGCCAGGUUGAAAGACCACUUUGGCCGGUGCUCCUCAUGUUCUUGCGAGGCUAAACCCUGCGCAUGAUCGAGAAGGAGCUCUCGAACGCCUUGACCACUCUCUUUUUCCUCGAAAGUGAGGCAGAGGUCUCCAUCUUCGACUGACGAGGUCCUUUCAAACAAAGAUAGGCCCUCAAGUGGCAGAGAGAGGUCAAGGGAAAGUCGAGCUAACUUUUGAAUCUCAAUAUAUCUCAAUCGAUCUCAAUACCCUCCUCUUGCGUGUGAGGAAACUCCUGCGCACAGGAGGCAGCCUUUUGAAAUCCACGUGUCAGAAGGACACGUGAUAAGACAUCAAUAGCUUGGCAUUGGAAUUCAGAAGGCACUUGCAGCAUCAGCACCUCCAUGGCGGGGUUGGAAGGUGCUGCUUUUCCGCCAUCUGGAGCGAGUGCCCAGCACUCUUAGCUGCAGACAGACGAUUUGCAACUAAGAUCUUUUGGUGAGGAUCGUCGACUUCUGAAGUCUGGUGAGGAGCACACAUUCAGGUGAUGAGGGAGCCA